Messenger RNA from Seminavis robusta, 432 nucleotides. NCBI's taxonomy places the organism in Eukaryota, Bacillariophyta, Bacillariophyceae, Naviculales, Naviculaceae. The record is from the annotation of a GenBank genome assembly.
AUGAAGAGCCGCACCCUGAGCCAGAGUCUUUCCCCAGUCCCCAGCCGUCGCCGCCCCACGAGCAUUGGCGAGAGUCUGUCCAAUACGUUGGAAGAUUGGUCCAAAGGAGUCACCUCCCUCAUGGAUCAAAGCUUUUCUGAUUACGGGCGUAGCAGCAGCAGAACGGGUAGCAUGCGCAGCAGUGUCAGCAGCAUGGAUGCCUCGAUUUCCCAACAGUUUGGUAGUCUGGACGAAGACAUGAUGGCCGUCAUUGAUGAGGACAACUUUCGACUUUUGCAAAAGACACUGCGAAGCAAGGGGUGUGUGACCAAUACGUACAUUCAAAUGAACGCGGGAAAGUAUGUCCAACAUGUUGUCCACAAAAAGCAACAGCAAGACGAGGAAGAAGAAGAAAGACGCAGUUCAGUUCGUCGCUCCGUCUCUCCUUCUUAA